Molecule: messenger RNA, 5057 nt
Organism: Vombatus ursinus (common wombat)
Lineage: Eukaryota; Metazoa; Chordata; Mammalia; Diprotodontia; Vombatidae
Gene: TMEM168
Product: transmembrane protein 168
Exons: 5
Coding region: 472-2565 (697 amino acids)
Source: RefSeq, a predicted model, not a curated record
UGGACGAGAGCUGGCCUUUCAAGCAGGAAGACCUCGGUUUUAAGUCCCACCCCUGACGCCUACGGACAGUUUACCGAAGAUAAAACACUUAAGGUCUCGUGCCUCACGAAAGUGUUUUAGGAAGCGAAAUUGCAGAACCGCGGCUGAUAUGCCUCGGCUCCCCCAGCCCAAGAAAGCCCAGACCCUUACCCUGGCCUUAGAAGAAAAAAAAAAAGGUCUCUUGGCCAGCCCUACGUUUUGUGCUGGUGAUCUGAGCUGUUCUGCCACAGGGUCAUUGAUUUGGACUUGGAACUCAAACCCUGUAUGUUACAGAAGAAGAAACAGGGUGACAUGGUCAUACAGCUGGUCUCCAAAAAAUAAGAUUUCAUCUGAGGAAAUGGUGAAGUAGGAGCUUGCAGAUGCCCUGGAUUUCUUGGAUGCAGUGCAAACAAUUUUUAUAGUGUGGAAAAAGAGCCUUAAUUGCCAGUUUACAUGUGUAGAUCACUGCGUUACUGUAUUAGUCAUUGUCUCUAUAUGGCAAUGACAAGACUGGAAGAAGUAAAUAGAGAAGUGAACAUGCAUUCUUCAGUACGAUAUCUUGGCUACUUAGCCAGAAUCAAUUUAUUAGUAGCAAUAUGCCUAGGUCUUUAUGUAAGAUGGGAAAAGACAGCAGAUUCCCUAAUUCUGGUCAUCUUUAUACUUGGCCUUUUUGUUCUUGGGAUUGCCAGCAUUCUCUAUUAUUAUUUUUCAAUGGAAGCAGCAAGUUUAAGCCUCUCCAACCUUUGGUUUGGAUUCUUGCUUGGUCUCCUCUGUUUCUUAGAUAAUACACCUUUUAAAAAAGAUGUAAAAGAAGAAGUGACUAAGUAUUUACUUCUGACUUCCAUAGUAUUAAGGAUAUUAUGUGCUUUGGUGGAGAGAAUUUGUGGUUGUGUCCGUCACCGACCCACUUUACUGACCACAGUUGAAUUCCUUGAGCUGGUUGGAUUUGCCAUUGCUAGUACCACUAUGCUGGUGGAAAAAUCUAUGAGUGUCAUCUUGCUUGUUGUAGGUUUGGCGAUGCUGAUUAUUGAUCUAAGAAUGAAGUCAUUCUUAGCAAUUCCAAAUUUGGUGAUUUUUGGCGGCUUACUGUUUUUUUCUUCCUUGGAAACGCCUCAGAAUCCAAUUGCCUUUGCAUGUUUUUUUAUCUGUCUAAUUACUGAUCCCUUCCUUGACAUCUAUUUUAGUGGACUUUCAGUUACUGAAAGGUGGAAACCCUACUUGUAUCGUGGAAGAAUUUGUAGAAGAUUUUCUGUCAUUUCCAUUGGCUUUAUUGAGCUUAUUUUUUUUAUUCUUUCAGCGUUUAAGCUUGGGAACUCUUAUCUCUGGUACUUUGUAAUACCAGGGUUUUCGAUUUUUGGAAUUUUCUGGAUUGUUUGCCAUAUUAUUUUUCUUAUAACUCUUUGGGGGUUCCAUACCAAAUUAAAUGACUGUCAUAAAGUCUAUUAUACUCACAGGGCAGAUAAUAAUAGCCUUGAUAGAGUAAUGGCAUCUAAAGGAAUGCGGCAUUUUUGCUUAAUUUCAGAGCAACUAGUUUUCUUUAGUCUUCUUGCAACAGCAAUUUUGGGUGCAGUAUCCUGGCAGCCAACAAAUGGAAUCUUUUUGAGCAUGUUUCUUAUCGUUUUACCAUUGGAAUCCAUGGCUCAUGGGCUCUUCCAUGAACUCGGUAAUUGUUUAGGAGGAACAUGUGUUGGAUAUGCUAUUGUGAUUCCCACCAACUUCUGCAGUUCUGAUGGUCAGCCAACACUUCUUCCACCAGAUCAUGUUCAGGAGCUGAACUUGAGGUCUACUGGCAUGCUCAAUGCCAUUCAGCGAUUUUUUGCUUACCACAUGAUUGAAACGUUUGGCUGUGACUAUUCCACGAGUGGAUUUUCUUUGGAUACUCUACAUUCCAAGCUCAAAGCUUUCCUUGAACUUCGGACUACAGAUGGACCCAGACAUGACACUUACAUUUUGUAUUACAGUGGUCAUACUCAUGGUACAGGAGAAUGGGCUCUGGCAGGUGGAGACACAUUACGGCUUGACACACUUUUGGAAUGGUGGAGAGAAAAGAAUGGUUCUUUCUGUUCCCGACUUAUUAUUGUACUCGAUAGUGAGAACUCAAUACCAUGGGUUAAAGAAGUGAGAAAAGUUAAUGAUCAAUAUAUUGCAGUGCAGGGAGCUGAGAUGACCAAAGUGGUGGACCUUGAAGAAGCUGACCCUGCACAGCUUGGUGACUUUACAAGAGACUGGGUGGAAUACAACUGUAAUGCGAACAGCAACAUCAGCUGGACUGAAAAGGGGCGUGCCGUUAAAGCAGUGUAUGGUGUAUCAAAACGAUGGAGUGAUUACACUCUGCAUUUGCCAACAGGAAGUGAUGUUGCCAAGCACUGGAUGUUAUAUUUUCCUCGUGUUACCUACCCUCUGGUGCAUUUGGCAAACUGGUUGUGUGGCCUAAACCUUUUCUGGAUCUGCAAAGCUUGUUUUAGGUGCUUGAAAAGAUUAAAAAUGAGGUGGUUUCUUCCUGCUGUGCUGGACACAGGACAAGGCUUCAAACUUGUCAAGUCCUAAUUAAGAACCAAAGAUGGACUAUGACUAAGAGUCUUUUACUAUCAAACAUGACUAACUUGCCACUUUUUAUAUACUAUUUUUUGUGUGUGGAAGAUAUCUUGCCACUUUAUAGUUGCACUGUUUCUUAAGCAAUUGCAGUAUAUGCAAGGGGUUGGGAACUGUAUUAUUUUGAACUAAAAAAGUGUGUGUUUGGUGAAUAACAUUUGUAACCAAAAGUCUUUGUAAAUUAUAAGAUCUACUAAGUGUGACCAUGCAGUUUGAAGAAAGGUUGCAUGUUCAUUUGUAUUAGAAAAGAAACAAAACAAGACUGCCCUGAAAUAAUUGUCAAAGAACAAAAAUGCCUUAUUUUCUAGGAAGAAACUGUAGCAUGUAAAGCAGACUUGCUUGGUUACUAUUAUGAAAAAAAACUGACUAUAAAAAAAUUUCUUACUCUGAAUAGUAUUAUAGACUGAGGUGAGACCAUUGGAAGGCCUCCAGGCCCAUUGAAAAUAGAAAAGAUCCUUCCUAGGAUGAAUUUUAAGGUACAGAUAUGCAAAGCAUGCAGGCCAGUGCCUUGAGUUGCCUUUGCUGUGACCAUUAAGACGAAAUAGAAUCCAAAAUUAGUCAUUUUAGCUGUAAUCCAUUUAGGUACAACAACAGGCUACAGGAUAAAUAGAAAUUACUUUUGCAUGCAUUGUUGGUAGGACCUGAAUCAAAAGACUGGGCAAUUUUAUAGUCUUAUCUCAGGGUCAUUUAACAUUUUCUUAAUGAUGCAAAGUGGCAAAUGCACUCACUUUCCAAACAAACUCAGCCUCUUCUUUGAAGGAGAUGUCUAACUUAAGUCAGAAUAUAUUAAGCAAAAAAGGGAUAUUCUGGCUCAUCAGUGCUCAUGUUCUUCCAUAAAAUUUGUUACUUUUCACCCAGUAAGAAAAUUAACAUUGUCUAGCUUAGGCUGGUAAGUUUUCUAUUGUUAUACACAUGAUACAUUAUGUAAAAGUAUUUAAUAUUAACAGUUUUGUCAGAAUGUAAGAAAGUAAGAAAUUUUUAACCAUAACAAUGUUUUCUGUAUUUAAACAAUAAUUUGUGAUUAGUGUACUCCCUGAGGGAUGGUUCACUCCCCACUCUUACUCACAAUUUCUCAGAUUUUAGAUUUCUGUCUUUGAGAAAUAAAUAGGAUUAAAUUUGGGGGUUUAUUAGCAAUUCUCUAUUUAAGUUACUGUAGCUCCUCAGAAUUAAGCCACUUUUCCAAUUUGACAGAGAAUUGAAUCGUUACCUUAUGUCUACCUCUUUCUAUCUGCUGAAAAUUGAGGAUUUAGUUACUAAUAAGUUGCUAAAGGGUCAUGGAUAAGUGCAUCCCACUGUCCAUAAUGCAUUGCUUCAGUCCACCAGUUCUGAUUUAUAUAACAUAUGUAACAGUGAAUUAGACCAGCAUUUGUAUGUAUGUUAACAUAUAACAUAUAAUGUAUGUUAACAUAUAACCCAUAAAUUAAUUUAUUUUGCUAAUAAUUUAGUGAAUUAAUGUAAUCUGAAAGGCAAGAAUUUAAACUUUGUAGGCAUUAAAAGCCAAAAAAAAGCCUAUAGCUCCAAAAAUUAAUAAAAUCUCCUUUUUUCAAAUUUCCUAGUAGAGGCUUCAUUAGCCCGUUAAUUUUUUUUUUAAUUUAGAGAGGGGUAUAACUAAUUAUAGCCUGUUUUCUCACUAUGUAAUAAUAUUAAGAAAAUAGUCGUGAAAAGGAAAAUUUGGAAAAAAAAUGUUUCAGACUACAAAACUUUUAAAUUAUUUUUAAUACAUGUUCCUUUUUAACCAUUUCUGAUAGGACAGGGAUUGUUUUGGAGGAAAAAUGGGUCCAAGAAGUAAUUUUGGGGGAAAAUGUGGCUUGAGCUGUGUGUAAAUGCUAAAAAGUUAAUAAAGAUUGCAUUUUGAGACCUACUCCCACCAAAGGAAAAAUGAAAAUGACCAUGUUGAAGCCAAUUAGCUUUGAAUUUGUGAAAGCUUCUCUGAAGUUGCUAUCCUAAAUGCCAAUGAGCUCUGCACAUGACGCCAGUAGCCAGAUUGGGAGUUUUAGGAAAAAUGAAAUGGUUUUUCUACUAUUUGGCAUUUUACAUGGUAUAAGUAUAAAGUAAUGAAACUGAUUUUCACAUUUGUGUGGUAGAAAGUGUGUGGAAAGGCUUUCAUUAGCCACAGUCUCAUUACUUUGGUCAUACCACAUAUUUAGAAAAGAAUUAUUUGUAGUAAGAGGCAUGAAAUUGAAUCAUUUUUCACAUCUACCAAAAAGAAAUAGAUAAUUUGGAUGUACUCAUUCAAUAGAAAAUGAAUUUGGUUUCAUUUGUUUCCUCAAAUUUUGUGCCUUUCUAAAACCAUAAAAGUAUUUCUGCAGCCAAUUUUAAAAGGUGUGCAGUGUAAAUAUUUGAUAAAUAACAGUGCGGGUUCUAUCUCCUAUGCAUAGAGUCAUGAGUUAUGUUUUAAUCAUUUAUGUGCAAUCAUUCUUUCAAAAAAAUGUUGGGGUGUUUUUUUU